GGCAAUGUGUCAACAAUGAUGUGUUAUGGCUGCCGUGAAGGCUAUUCGAUGUUCUGCGUAGGAUUUAACGAGAAUGCCAAUCCAGGCUCCCCAGUGGACUGAAUUUUUGUCAUGUCCUGUAUGCUGCAAUGAAUUUGAUGCUACUCUUCGUAGUCCAAUCAGCUUGGGAUGUGGACAUACUGUGUGCAAGACCUGUCUCUCCAAUUUACACAGGAAGCAGUGUCCCUUUGAUCAGACAGGCAUCAAUACCGAAAUUGAAAACCUACCUGUAAAUUUUGCACUGCUGCAGUUAGUGGGUGCAAGCAUUCCAGAAAGCGAAGGGAGUGGCAACAUUAAGCACCUUACAGAAGAGGACUUGGAACAUUAUUUACAAGCAAAAAAAUGCAUAGAGGAACUUGCUCUGUACCUAAAACCAUUUUCGUCUGGGAAUGGAAAUGGUGGCACAAGUGUGCUUUCAAGGCCCAUGCAGCGAAAACUGGUGACACUUAUAAAUUGCCAAUUGAUGGAAGAAGAGGGCCGGUCAAGGGCAAUGCGAGCUGCUCGUUCACUCGGAGAGCGCACUGUCACAGAACUAAUACUACAACAUCAAAAUCCUCAGCAAUUGUCUGCUAACUUAUGGGCAGCUGUGCGUGCACGUGGAUGCCAAUUUUUGGGUCCAGCUAUGCAAGAAGAAGUUCUGAAACUAGUUCUGCUUGCAUUGGAAGAUGGUUCAGCCUUGUCAAGAAAAGUGCUUGUAAUGUUUGUUGUGCAACGCUUAGAACCUCACUUUCCCCAAGCUUCAAAGACAAGCAUUGGUCAUGUGGUACAACUUCUAUAUAGGGCAUCAUGUUUUAAGGUUUCCAAAAGGGAAGGAGAUUCAUCUUUAAUGCAGUUAAAAGAAGAAUUUAGAACAUAUGAUGCCUUACGAAGGGAACAUGAUGCUCAAAUUGUCCAGAUAGCUACAGAAGCUGGCCUUCGAAUUGCUCCUGAUCAGUGGUCUGCUUUACUUUAUGGUGACACUGCCCACAAAUCACAUAUGCAAAGCAUUAUUGACAAACUACAAACUCCUCAAUCAUUUGCCCAGUCAGUACAAGAGUUGGUAAUUGCUCUUCAAAGGACAGGAGAUCCAGGAAACUUGUCUGUUCUUCGAUCUCAUUUAGAGUUGUUGGCAGCAAUUGAUCCAAGUCCAGAAUCAACCUCACCAACAUGGUCCGAGUGCUGUGGUGCCCUUGAAGCUGUGAGAACUGUAGUAACUGGCCUAGUCGAAUUUAUUCAACAUCACGGUAGUCGAAGACUUCAAGAGACAAGCCAUACGCAUAAUCCAAAAUACAAAAUAAGCAUGUGCCGAGAUCACACCUUACGAGGUAGUUGUCCACGUGGGACAAACUGUACAUUUGCUCAUUCAGAAGAAGAGCUUGAAAAGUACAGAGCAAAGAAUCGAAAAGCUGUUGUGAGAAGUAAUCCUACACAAUCCAAGGGGUCGGAUGCAAACCAAAAGGAGAACCAGACAAAUGACUUCCAUACCAAUGAUAAGGUCUUCAUACAACCAGAUGACUUGCUUUAUUCCAACAGCAAUUCAUCUAUUACAUCAGCCCCUUUUGAGAACUCUGUUUUAAGAGAAGGUUUCAUUGGGAGUACAACACCUGUUCAAGUCCCAUCAGUUGCUGCUGCUGUUGUUCGCCCACCAGUUGGCGUUUCAAUUCCUCCAGGAAGCUUCGAGUAUGCAAGACCUUACAGUGCAACUUACCCUUCACCAGGCCCACAGCCAACUUCUUCAGUGUACCAAACGCCUCAGCAGCAAAUGUUUGCUCCCAAUCCAGGAAAUUUCACGUCAGACAUAUACAGCAUGCUGCUGACCACAGGAGGCCAGGUGUAUGCCUCACCGCCACAGCCAGAUUAUGGAUCUCCAGCACCUCCCACUGAACAUAGACCAAUAGAACCAGCUAGAACUAACAAUCGAGCUGCCACUUGGGACCACACGAAAACAAUCAGCACCAGUACACUUGCUUCUCAACAGCCAUGGCUUAUGUCCAUGUCCAACACUUCGGCAGCUGCUGCUAAUAAGAAAGUCACAUCCAAGAGCUUAGCAGCUCUUCAUCAGAGGAAGCUGGAAAUAAUUUCCCAGUUGGAGAAAGUUGUGGGAAUAUCUGCUGCAUCAGCAAUUUCCAGUUCUACUUCUUCCCAGGCCAGAGCGACAACUUCAUUCCCAAACACCGACAAUGAUGUGUGCACAUCAACAUAUUCCAUUUGGACAUCUGGAGGAAUUCUCCACACAGGAAGAGGAAGUGGUUCUCAGGUUAGCCACAUUUCCACAGCUACACAGCCUGCUGCUUUCUACAGGUCAGAUUCAAUUCUUGCAGAUGAUGAAUUCAUCCCAUUUGAUCCACCCAUUGUCAGCAAGUAUGGACCAAUUUCUCGAAUGUCAAAGGCAAUCCUACGUCCCAGUAGUUCAGUACAGGUUUCUUCAUCUUUUGGUGAUGGAACAAUCUCAACCCCAAUGGUACGCCGUCCAGUACCUGCUGCUAGCCCCGUUGCUUCUUGGUACUUCAGUACCGCACAAGGAUAUCCAGCAGCCUUGCAAGCAACCACUUUGCCAGGUGGCCACAUAGUAACUCCUGCAACUGCUGGAUUGGGUGAUGGCUACAUAACAAUUGGCCAUGGAAUUUUGGAUCCUCCUCAGCUGUUUGUACAAAAUAGAGUACCUGACUGUCCUUCAGAAGAAAGCUAUGCAAACAACCAGAAAAUGAGACAACAUUUGCGAACCUUGCACCGGAGAAUAAAUGAUUUGAAGCUGGUUUCACAUGGGAGUGCACUUACAGAAGGAGAAAAGCUUACACAGGAAUUGCAGCUUAUAGAGCAGGAAGAACUGAGACUGAAUUUCUUAUCAUCGGCAUUGCCAAUACCAGCUGGUGAAUUUUUAAGUAAUAAAAAUGACAGUUACUCUACUGAUCUGAAGUACAAUGGAGAUUGUCGAAGUGAUGAUGAAGAUACAUAUGAAGCAGGUAUAGCAAAUGACAUGCUCGAACUUGAACGGCGCUGGGAGUACGAGCUAGAGGAGCAGGAGAAGAGGUGGUCCAGUGAAGAAGAGUCAGGAAAAAAGUAGAUCUAAAUAGUCUCAUUGUCAGAGAUGAUAUUUAUUAUCAACCCAAUGGGUUCAGACUUGUAUUAAUACCAGGAUAUCCUGAAAGUGAAAAUUCGUAUAUAAAUUAUUAUAUUACAGUUGCUGAUGGAAAAAAUAAAGUUUUCUAAUAAAGUUAUUUUUAAAAUGAUCGUGCUUUAGUUCUGUAAGGCAGUGACUGCUGCUGUUGUUCAGUUUAUAAAACAGCAUUAGCAACACUCUAUAGCUCUCUUAAAUAUAUAAAUAAAUAAAUAUAUAUAUAUAUAUAUAUAUAUAUAUUGUUUAUGAUCACCUGAAACAUUGAGGAGGGGAAAUGUUUGCUAUCAUUCUUCUGACAGGCAGAGGCAAAAGCAGAAGUGUAGAAUUAAAUGUUUAAAUUAUUAUAAUAAUUGCUUCAGAAGAGCACUAGUAUGUGAAGUAGAGUUUAAAUUUGUGUACUGUGAAUGGAUGGAUGAGGUGGAACGAAUAAGUAGAACCAUUGUGUUUGAAAAUUAAGAGAAAAGAAAUAUUGUGCUACAGGAUAGCAACCUAGUUAGGAUAUUUAGAAUGGCUUGCAGGAUGAAAAUGAAUGGUAAGGGAAGGAUGUGAACAGCAUGGUACAUAUAAAAUCAGUCAGUUUUUUCGAUGAGCACCCAAAUGACACAGCUGACAUCAUGAAUGUUUUUCUAUUUUUCAUUUCAUUUUUUAUAGUUUUGUUUCUUUUCACAUUUUCUGACAUUUCUGUUUUUCUCAAGCUCUCCAUUAUCCUUCAUCCAUUCUAUCUUCUUUUCUUGUGGAUUGUUCUCUUCACUAUGCACAUCCCACAUUCAGUUUGACCAUUCACAAAGUUUCUGUCUGUCUUCUCCCUCCCACCCUGUCCCCCCCUUUUUCUCUCUUCUCAUGGCCUUUUAAAAACUUGUCGAUGAAAUUCACUGAUCUCUACAUUGUAGGCUUUCUGUAACAAGUUCUUUGUAUUAGGUAUAAGGAAAUGUCAUGAUUUUAUGUGUUUUUAAUAUUUGACCAAUCUUAAACUUGCCUGACAGUCGAAUGAUUGUUUAGUAUUUUUCCUCCUAUAUAUUAAAAAUAUAAGUAUGUGAUUAUGUAGAUAUACCAGCUUGUGAAUCCAUUUGUUGAUAUGAGUGUUAUGAAUUACAGUAUUGUCUUAUAUGAAGAACUUAUGAUACUGUAGCACCUUGCUAAGUGA
Messenger RNA from Schistocerca americana (American grasshopper), 4280 nucleotides. It is a transcript of the gene roq, whose product is annotated as roquin-1. The transcript has 18 exons. Gene Ontology annotation, molecular function: metal ion binding. Lineage: Eukaryota; Metazoa; Arthropoda; Insecta; Orthoptera; Acrididae. The record is from RefSeq and is a predicted model, not a curated record. The coding region runs from base 74 to 3082 and encodes 1002 amino acids.